Messenger RNA from Nematolebias whitei (Rio pearlfish), 522 nucleotides. It is a transcript of the gene gtf2a2, whose product is annotated as general transcription factor IIA, 2. Gene Ontology annotation, molecular function: TBP-class protein binding; RNA polymerase II general transcription initiation factor activity. The transcript has 4 exons. Gene Ontology annotation, biological process: transcription initiation at RNA polymerase II promoter; RNA polymerase II preinitiation complex assembly. Gene Ontology annotation, cellular component: transcription factor TFIIA complex. Lineage: Eukaryota; Metazoa; Chordata; Actinopteri; Cyprinodontiformes; Rivulidae. The record is from RefSeq and is a predicted model, not a curated record. The coding region runs from base 91 to 420 and encodes 109 amino acids.
GGCUUGUUCGCGCAUGCUCUGGCUGAUAGUUCUUUGAGGAGCGCAGUUUGCUGCUUGUUUGUGUUUAUUGCUCUGAAAUUAGCUUGAGUCAUGGCCUAUCAGCUGUACAGGAAUACCACUUUGGGAAACAGCCUUCAGGAGAGUCUGGACGAGCUCAUUCAGACUCAGCAGAUCACGCCUCAGCUGGCACUUCAGGUCCUCCUUCAGUUUGAUAAAGCCAUCAAUACAGCGCUCGCCAAUCGGGUCCGCAACAGAGUCAACUUCAAGGGCUCCCUGAACACCUACAGGUUUUGUGAUAACGUGUGGACAUUUGUCCUGAACGACGUGGAGUUCAGGGAGGUGACGGACAUGGUGAAGGUGGACAAAGUGAAGAUCGUGGCCUGUGACGGAAAGAAUUCAGGCUCCAACGCUGCAGAGUGACCUUCGUCUCUCCGUGUCCUCCUCCACCAGCUGGAGUUACAGACCUGGACUGUACAUAUUAUUUAUCACAGCUGUGUGUGUGUGUGUAUAUGUGUGUGUGAG